AUGCCUCAAGUAGUCUACUACCACCGUGGUCCCGGAACAGAAGAAGACAAAUGGGCCAGCUUUGUGGGAGGCCUAUUCGGCCUGGGUGUCAAACAGGACAUUGUGGAUUGCUACCGCUUCAUCUGCGAUAACUACAACCCGGGGGACGAGAUCAUCAUCGUUGGCUUCUCACGGGGCGCCUUCACCGCUCGGUCGCUCGCAGGCAUGGUCUGCACGCUUGGAUUCCUCAAUCGCUCUGGACUCAGCAGCCUCGGCCAGAUCUACAACGAUUACAAGGCCUUCAACGACUGGACGGAUCCUCGCAUGUUUGACCCCAAGAAGCAUCUACUGGGGUUCAAUCACGACCAGCUGAAGAUGAAGAUAGAGAAAGAGUACAUGGUAGAGAUCAAGCCGCUCGAAGAUAAGUUGGACCCCGAAAAGGUCGGAGAGUUGACCGAGGAAGAGCUUUGGGAUGUGGAAAGGGAUCUGGUGAAACUCCUUGAACGUUACGACCAGGCCACGAGUCACGAAGCCUUGGAGAAGCAGCUGUACAAGGACAAAAGAGAGUUAUUCACCAAGAUGACUCAGUUCAAACGGACAGAUGGCAGCAUGAAGUUUCGCCUCAUGGCAGAGGCUUAUCGCCAGCAGCUGAGCGAUUACGAACUUUGCUUGACUCGUAUGGUAGACGACGGCAACGAAGUAAUCUCGCACCGAGCUGUGGAGGGGAAAAUUAAAGCAGUCGGCGUUUGGGAGACAGUGGGCAGUCUUGGAAUUCCCAAGAUGCCAUGGUGUAAUUGGCAUGGCGCCAGCCGCAAUGCUGCAGAGGUCUGGUUUCCCGGAUGCCACAGCAACGUCGGCGGAGGCUCUGAUUCCCAGCAAAUCUCCAAGAUUGCCCUUGGAUGGAUGGCGGAUCAGCUGACUUCAGUUGGCGUGGAAUUCAGCACGUGCGAGAUGCAGCGCAUCUUCCGUACAAUCUCUCACGGAGAUACCAUUCGGCCUUGGGGCCUCGGUGAGAUCACCAGCCCGACCUCUUUGGUCACAACAGGUCUCGACCGGGCUUGGAACAUGUUAUCAGCGCCAUAUCUUGCGUACCACGGUCAAUUCGCAGAGAGUUCGGCGCGAACACCUCAUUUCUACCGAGACAAGAACGGGAAGAAGCUUCUGACACACACGGAGGAACUCGUUCACCCCUGCGUCAGAGUCCGGUACCUUUACAACGGUCUCGGCCUAGAUGAUAAAGCUGAGUGGCGCUGUAAUGCUCUUACGGGGCGCGGCUGGGAACUCAAGCUUGAUAGAGGCGUGACCUCAACUAAGAUUCGCCCUGGUCGGGACCCGAAGAUUGUGGACAAGUAUAGGACCGUCGGCGGAUCCGUCACCUCUGUUCAUCAACAGUAUCCGAAAACUCGGGCUGCGGAAGGCCAGCUCGUCAAUACUGAGCAGCCCUCGGAAGAGGAUCUCUGGCAGUUAAAGUCUCCGAAAAACACUUACACAUGGACUCACCCAGAGGGUAAGGUGCUGAAAGAAGAGCAGAUUGGCAUGUGGGAGCGCAUGUUCAUCGACAUCAACGACGACCAUGUCGACUUAAAGAAGAGAAGUGACGAACAAAAGAUGCGGAAACAGACGCAUGGUGACCGCCUUAGAGACAUGGCGACGAGCAACGUGUACCAUGCCCUAGGCAUGGUUGACUGGAUUGUCAAGACUUCCAUUGGCGCAGUUUUUGGUACGCGGCCGGACAAGCAGUAUCCGCUCGGGUACCCGUUACAGCAUGGGUACUACGACUUUGUGUCCUGGCAGAAGGGACUCAGGCAGGGUAAUUCGGAGGUCGGCCCCUCAGCCAAGGACUCGGCCAAGGACGCACAUGCUGCCAAGGAUGGUGAUGUCCAUGUCCACUACCACUGGCUGAAUGACGGAACGCAAUGA
Molecule: messenger RNA, 1899 nt
Organism: Colletotrichum fioriniae
Lineage: Eukaryota; Fungi; Ascomycota; Sordariomycetes; Glomerellales; Glomerellaceae
Source: RefSeq, a predicted model, not a curated record